Molecule: messenger RNA, 2798 nt
Organism: Anas platyrhynchos (mallard)
Lineage: Eukaryota; Metazoa; Chordata; Aves; Anseriformes; Anatidae
Source: RefSeq, a predicted model, not a curated record
AUUUUGGCUUUUUCCAUCAUAGUUCUUUUCCAGUUUCUCCCAAGAAUUUACUGAGACAUGCUAUAUCAGGUUAGUUAUUUUCUUUUCCUGUUCGUCUCCCCUCUAAUUCCAUGCCCAAAUACGUGUACAGAAAUGAUGUCAUGGUUCAGGGCAACACACAGCUCUUCCAAUCUACCACUAAGCAUCUGUGUGACCUCGGGCAGUUUCAUUUUCCAAAUUCACCACUGUGAACCUGCCUAUGACUUAAUUUUUUGAGUGGAAAAGAAACAUUAGGGAUGACCACAUACCAAAUUAGGACUUUCUACUCGUUUGGCUUUGGCUCCAGUUGUAAACAGUAGCAACUAUUCUGAUUUGGGAAACAUGUGGCAGCAAUUUAUUAUGAGAGUUUAUGCUUGAGCUGAGCUGCGUUGGCCUCUCUGGCCAAGUGCACACGUCAUGCGAAAAUAUGUUUUCUUCCUUCUUCAGAUGGAGCUGACUUGCCUCUCUGGUACGGCCUCUGCCUGCUUGCCUGUGUUCAAGUAUCUUGCAGCUCUGGUCUGCUGGAUUGCCAUUUAUCCACCUUCAAAACCUUACAAAUGACUUUUCUCUCCAAAUUCUCCUAUUCUUCCCAGUGAACAAGCUGCACAGCUUCUUCCUGUGUAAAUCGUAUUCCAAAACUUUGACGUUAACCUUAUUUUCUUUUCUUGCAUCUUCUGAUAAACUCUGUCCCCUGGAACAACCACCUUCAUUAUUUCACCUUUUCUUUGGGAGAGACUUAAGCGAGGCCACUUUGCUGAACCCUUUAGCAUCAAUAACGUCACACCUCUGUGAGCACUGAUCUGCUUGAGGAGCAGUAUCUAUACGGUCUGCCAGGUCCCAGGUGGGCUGAGGAAAGGUUUUUCACUAAUAACACUGCCCUUUCUUCCAAAGAUAAUGGAGAAAAACAGGGAAGGGAUGAAUGAGGAUCUUGCAAUAAGGUUUUCUAGUUAACGCAGCACUAUGUGAAUUGUAGGAACAAAUUCAAAGUCUUUCAACACUGCCUCAAGCCUGGUGUUUUUCAAACUUGCCUGGAUGCUUACUAUUUGGCUUCAAACUUAGGUGCUUUAAUGAAAGCCGACUGACUUGCAGAGGUCUUGAGUGACCCAGUCUUCCCAUUGUCUGCUGAAACAAAAUAAUUAAAAUAAACCCCUUUCAGCUAUUUUGUUGAGAUAUGAAAAGCAAUUAGUGGUAUGCUCUGAAAUACCUCUGUCUUAUAAACCACCCUGAAGGUGGUAAGAAUUCCCCCGGCCAUGUGGGUAAAAUGAAAUGAUCCAUUUAUAAUUUUCUUACCUUGACAAAAUGCAGGGAGUGACUCAAAUAUGUCCCAUCCUUAUGGAAAUUAAUUGUGUUAAUGGGAUGAUUAGAAUUUAAAGCUACUGUCAUCAAACUGGUUUUUGCGGCUAAUGAUGGUUCUUGGGAAGAUUAUGUCAUAACGAAGGCGGAGAAUCUGCUCAUCUAUAUAUACGUGAUCUGACCUGAGCCCUUUCUUUGGGUCUCAUUGAGCAAUGCACUAAUAGAGUCAACACAGGCAAACAGUCGCCACCCUCACCAUGAAAAUAGAAGGUGCCUCGGUGGUCCUUGCUCUGGCAUUUUUCUGCUUCUUCUCAGAUGUUGCCAGCCAAGCUUCGAUUAAGGAUCUCGAUGGCCUCCGAGGGAACCCUCCGCUGACUACCCUCUUCCGCACGUUUCAGAACGAGUGCAUGAAAAUUUGGUCCCUCCUUCGCAGUGGCAAGUUUUCCUGCCCCACCAACAAGCAGCCCAUCAACGGCCCGGAUGGCAAGAGGGACCUCAACAAGUGCCUGAUGUGCCAGAGGCUGCUGGAAAGAGACUCAAAAAACAAAGGGAGUGGUGGAGAAGUGAACAGAGACGUGAGCUCCGGAGAGGAUGAGUGCCGGGAGUUUCGGGAUCUGUUCAAGAAAGGGAAACUUUCUUGUACAAGAGAGAAUGACCCUGUCCGGGAUUCCUCAGGGAAGCAGCACAGCAAUAAGUGCAUCAUGUGUGCAGAGAAGUUCAAAAGGGAGAAUGAGCAUAAAGCAACUACAACCAGAGGAAGAAAUGAUAAGGAUGACUGCAGUGAGUAUCGCUCCCAGUUCGAGGCUGGAGGACGGCUGUCCUGCACGCGGGAGAACGACCCUGUUCGGGAUUCCUCUGGCAAGCAGCACACCAACAAGUGUCUCAUGUGUGCAGAGAAGUUCAAAAAAGAAGCCCAAAGAGGAGGCCAGUCUGGUGGAACUGCCCAGCGCAACAAACCGCUCACUGCAGAGUGUGCAAACCAGAAGAGUUGCAUGAACAACAGACGGCCCUUCUCCGCAAACAGAGGCCCACAAGGAAACUCGGCCCAGAGCGGUAGGGACUGCAGCCCAGGCGCCUGGCCGCACAGGACAGCGUGGAGGCCCCGACACCUACCAGCCGGAGAGCGUCAGUCUACAUCACAGUAAACUAUCGAGGUGAAUGCCGAAACUCUGUCCCUGAAAUGAAGUAAUGGAGUUCAGACUGCCAGCAAAUACCAGGGAUCAGCUGUGACCAAAGGGCAAGUAAAGGAAGAGCUGACGUCAAGCAUCAGGGGAGCUGCGGAGUUCCCAGCGCUGUUGGAGUCACCUUUGUCCCCUUCUGCAGCAAACGGGCCUGUCCUUGCUCAGGUGGAGGGCGAAGAGUUGUGGGGACCCAGCGGUGGCUUCCCAAGUUGGCCCCACGCGUGCUGUUGCGGUUGCUGCUCGGCUCGGGCUCUGCCACCUCGCUGUGUCUUAGCGUGCUUCUACAAUAAAGAUAACUCCACAGCG